This is a messenger RNA of Rhagoletis zephyria (snowberry fruit fly), 1861 nucleotides long. RefSeq names its product atrial natriuretic peptide receptor 1-like. NCBI's taxonomy places the organism in Eukaryota, Metazoa, Arthropoda, Insecta, Diptera, Tephritidae. Gene Ontology annotation, biological process: cGMP biosynthetic process; protein phosphorylation; receptor guanylyl cyclase signaling pathway. Gene Ontology annotation, molecular function: guanylate cyclase activity; peptide receptor activity; ATP binding. The record is from RefSeq and is a predicted model, not a curated record. Gene Ontology annotation, cellular component: plasma membrane.
UUUUGCAUUUGCCAUAUUUAUUGGAUUCUCUUUUUUGGUGGUAUACCUGAUGUGCAAACAAAUGAAGUUGAAUAACGAAUUGAACAACAUGUCAUGGCGUGUACGCCCAGAUGAGGUACUCCUUGAGGUAGGAAGACUGUAUGGCAGUAAAGUUGGUCUACAAAAACUCAAUGUGGAGAACUUUUCACUUCAGCAGUAUGAUAUCCAUUCCGGACGCGCAUCUAUUGCUAGUUGUGCCUCGCUGCCGCUCACCCAAGUCUUUACCACAAUUGGCAUUUUCAAAGGUGAACGUGUCGCCAUUAAGAAGAUACAUCGCAAGAAGGUCGACAUAACACCAACCCUCUUGUGGGAAAUCAAGCAGGCGCGUGAUGUUAGCCACGAGAACACGGUGCGUUUUGUUGGCGCCUGCAUAGAUUUGCCACGCCCGACCGUACUAAUACUUACCGAAUACUGUCCCAAGGGUAGUUUAAAAGAUGUGCUGGAGAACGAGGCAAUACAAUUGGAUUGGAAUUUUCGUAUGUCGCUCAUCCACGAUAUAGUCAAGGGCAUGGCUUAUCUGCAUAAUAGCGAUGUGCAGGUUCAUGGCAAAUUGCGCUCAUGUAACUGUCUCAUCGAUGGCAGGUUUGUGUUGAAGAUCUCUGAUUUUGGUUUGCGUUCAUUGACUACGCCAUCUGAGUUUGUGAAGGAUCAAAAUUACUUUAAUAAAUUCCUUUGGAUUGCACCAGAGCUGCUACCUGUUACAGUACUACCCGGUAAUCCGGCCACGCAGAAGGGAGAUGUUUACUCAUUUGCUAUAAUAUUGGAAGAAAUUGUUGUGCGCGGUGGCCCCUAUGAAAUGGCACGCCAGUUUAUGGAUGUGCAAACUAUAGUGAAUCGAGUGGAGGCGCAUGAACUACCACCAUUUCGACCAUUUGUUGGUCAACGCGACUGUCCGCCCGAUGUACUAGACUUAAUGGAAAAAUGCUGGGCUGAUAAUCCGGAUGAUAGGCCGGCAUUUGCUACGAUACGAUCAUCGGUGCGAUUGAUUAUGAAAGGUUUUUGCGAGAAUCUAAUGGAUGAUUUAUUACGUCGCAUGGAACAGUAUGCCAAUAAUUUGGAAAGUUUAGUUGAAGAAAAAACCGAACAACUGAGUAUGGAAAAACGUCGCACUGAAGAGCUACUUUAUCAGGUGCUUCCAAGACCUGUAGCAACACAGUUGCUGGCAGGCGAAAUGGUACAACCGGAACAAUUUGAGUGUGUGACUAUCUAUUUCAGCGAUAUUGUGGGUUUUACGGCGCUAUGUGCUGAAAGCGGACCCAUGGAAGUGGUCGCCUUUCUGAACGAUCUUUAUAGCACAUUCGAUCGUAUUAUCGGGUUUUAUGAUGUGUAUAAGGUUGAAACAAUUGGUGAUGCAUACAUGGUGGUUUCGGGCUUACCCGAACGUAAUGACGACCAUGCACGUGAAAUAGGCCUUAUGGCGCUUGCUAUAUUGGAUGCCGUAAAAUCAUUUACGAUACGUCAUAAACCAGAUUCAAUAAAAAUAAGGAUUGGCAUACACGCUGGUCCAGUUUGUGCGGGUGUUGUUGGUCAAAAGAUGCCACACUAUUGCUUGUUCGGUGAUACUGUGAACACAGCUUCACGCAUGGAGUCAGCAGGGUUACCCCUAAAGAUACACGUCUCUUCAGCGGCCAAAGCUAUUUUCGACAAAUUUGGCACUUUUCAAAUGGAAUUACGCGGCGAAGUCGAAUUGAAAGGCAAAGGCACAGUCACUACUUAUUGGCUUUUGGGUUGCACUGAACCAGAUCCGCGACCACCAACGCCACAAAAGAACAAUAACGGUGAGGUACCAUUCCCCAUACUCUUUCCAGCAAUUGGUAAAUAG